CAUCUAAACAGGAAGAACUCUGGAGGGUUUUACAUCAUAAAUGACGGGGGUUGAAACAUCUGAAAGAAGGUGCCGCUGCAGGGACACAAAGAAGAAUGGAGAAGAGAAACUGACUGGCUGAAGGGCGAGAAACCAAAAAAAACACACACGAUUGAACAAUUGAACCAUCUCCUCCAUUCUCAAACAGAAUGUGGAAGGAAAAGCUGCCGACACUGAGAAGAUAAAAUGGCACGCAAAAAAGCCAAAGGAGCAGGCAAGAAAAAAGAUGCCAAGGAGAAGCCUGAUGAUGCCAAGGAGAAGCCUGAUGAUGCCAAGCCUGCAGGGGAUGAAGGAGAAAAAAUUAUAAGUGAAAAAACACCCUUGGAAAAAAUAAUGAAUUUUUUUCAAACUCCACUGGGUCUAUUUCUGGCCAUAGUAAUCACCAUCUUCCUUGUUUUCUUGGCAGUACAAGCUGUCAUUAUGUGUCUGAAUGAGUGGGAAAAAACAGCUGACCUACGACAUGCAAUGCAGCUCGUUAAGACAUUUAUGAUGAGAAAAGAUUCAAGCUAUGAAGAUAAGGAUGAUAUUGAAACAAUUUUUGAUGCAGACAAGGUUGCAGAAGAGUUAGCUGUACUGGCUGUAAUGCUUAGUCAAUUGGAAGAAGAAAUAAUCAAAAUUCGUUACAAAUUGAAUCAUGACUGGAUGGCCCAUAAAGAUGCAAUCUAUUUAUUUGUUGUUCAACCACAGAACUGGACUGAAUCAAGAAAAUUUUGUAUGAGACAGAAUGCUAAACUGCUUCGGGUUGAAAAUGCUGAGGAGGAGGAGUUCAUAGAAGGAAUAGCCUAUGGAAAGCACAACUCUUAUUGGAUUGGAGCAAUUAAGGAAUCUAACAAAUGGAUAUGGUUGGAUGACAAGACAGAAGUGAAGCUAUUGUGAAUACUGGGCUGAAAAGAGCCCGAGAAAAGAAGAUACGACACCAGACCAGCCAUUUUGUAUGAGGUUAAAGAAUGACUGCACCAUACCAAGAAAAUGUUGGACUGAUAUUAGAUGCAAUUAUUGGGCACGGUCAAUCUGUAAGAUUAAGCCUCUGAAAAAAUGGAUGAACUGAUGAUGUAGCUUAGCAGUGAUAGGAUGGUAUUCUGUACUUGCUGUGAAAAUACAAGAAGACUGGAUGAGACCCACCAUUCAAACUACAGAUACCACUAUCAACUUGUGAGGCUAUCAAACUCAUGUCUUGAAGAAGCUCUCUGACAUCAGCAUUCAAAACCACCUGUCUUGAAAAUUCAUUUUGCAAUCUGAGUUAGAUGGCUAUAAAGCUGGAGUUGAA
Messenger RNA from Pogona vitticeps (central bearded dragon), 1306 nucleotides. Lineage: Eukaryota; Metazoa; Chordata; Lepidosauria; Squamata; Agamidae. The record is from RefSeq and is a predicted model, not a curated record.